AUGUCAUCAAUAAUAUCUAAAGCCACUGGAUUGGUCAGCUCUGUAGUCACCAAGUCAUCAGAAUUUGUCAACUGCGGUGUAUACUGGUCAAAAGUUGGUGCUGAAUUAUCCAAAACCGUUUACCAAAAAGAAGGUUUGGCCCCACCAUCAAUCAAACAAUUUGAAAAUGUUUACCAAAAUGCAUUCAAAUGGUUAAAAACUCCAGCCGAACAACAAAAGCUUAUUGAACAAGCCAAAGCUUACAAACCAAAUGCCCAAGAUGCUGUUAAAUACGGCGUUUACGGUAUUCAAUUAGCUGGGUUCUUUGCCUUGGGAGAAAUUGUUGGAAGAAGACAAAUCUUUGGUUACCCAAAAUUAGGUGAAGCUCACCAUUAA
Lodderomyces orthopsilosis Co 90-125 is the source of this 375-nucleotide messenger RNA. RefSeq names its product F1F0 ATP synthase subunit g (gene ATP20). The transcript has a single exon. The record is from RefSeq and is a predicted model, not a curated record. NCBI's taxonomy places the organism in Eukaryota, Fungi, Ascomycota, Pichiomycetes, Serinales, Debaryomycetaceae. Gene Ontology annotation, biological process: proton motive force-driven ATP synthesis. Gene Ontology annotation, molecular function: proton transmembrane transporter activity. Bases 1 to 375 code for a protein of 124 amino acids.